CCUUCACACAUCACAAUGUCUACCGAGCAGAUCCCCGAGAAGUUCUCUGGCUGGUUGGGCCACGAGCCUGAGGCCGCCAAGGGCAAGAUGGUCUGGGGCGAGUUCGAGCCCAAGACCUUCGAGGAGACCGACGUCGACAUCAAGAUCUCCCACUGCGGUAUCUGCGGUUCCGACAUCCACAUGCUCAGCUCCGGCUGGGGCCCUACUCCCUACCCCUGCUGCGUCGGCCACGAGAUUGUCGGCAAGGCUGUCCGUGUUGGCAAGGAGGUCAAGAACAUCAAGGUCGGCGACCGCGUCGGUGUCGGUGCCCAGGCUCAGUCCUGCCUUGAGUGUGUUGACUGCAAGAACGGCAACAUGACCUACUGCAAGAAGGCCGUCAACACCUACGGCUCCAUCUACCCCAACCAGAAGGACAAGUCAUACGGUGGUUACUCCAACUACAACCGUACCCACGGUGCCUUCGUCGUCAAGAUCCCCGAGAAGAUCGAGUCUGCAGACGCUGCUCCCAUGCUCUGCGGUGGUGUCACCGUCUACUCUCCCCUCGUCCGCAACGGCUGUGGUCCCGGCAAGACUGUCGGUAUCGUCGGUGUUGGUGGUCUUGGUCACUUCGGUGUCCUCUUCGCCAAGGCUCUCGGUGCUGACCGCGUUGUUGGUAUCUCCCGCAAGAACGACAAGCGUGACGACGUCCUCAAGCUCGGUGCCGACAAGUACAUCGCCACUGGUGAGGACAAGGACUGGGCCGCUGAGAACGCCCGUACUCUUGACUUGAUCAUCUGCACCGUCUCAUCCGAGAAGAUGCCCAUGACUGAGUACCUCUCCCUCCUCAAGGUCGGCGGUACCUUCAUCCAGGUCGGUGCUCCCGACGGUGGCAACCUCCCUCCUAUCAACGCCUUCACCCUCAUUGCCAACGGCAUCAAGGUUGGUGGCUCUCUCAUCGGUACUCCUCAGGAGAUCGAGGAGAUGCUUCAGCUCGCCGCCGACAAGGGUAUCAAGCCUUGGAUCGAGGUUCGUCCCAUGAAGGAGGCUAACCAGGCCAUCAUCGACUUCGAGAAGGGUCUUCCCCGCUACAGAUUCGUCCUGGAGAACUAAGCGUCUUCUAACGAGGACAUCUUUUGCUUGGAAGCUUGCUUGUUUUGGAAAAAGGGCAUUAUGAACAAGCCCCAUUUAUGAAUACCCCCAUAGACUUAUAGACUGUAGACGCUACGAAUUGCAUUUGCUCUCAAACAAUCUUUUUCAACUUGAUCAGAUUUCUGGAAGCGGGUUGCUAUCAUUGACGCGCAAAGAAGUCGCGCAGACUUGGGAAGAACAAAGAUUCGCUGUUGUGAAGCCCGAUGGGUUCUCGCUCUGUGUCAUACCACUAUGCCUACUGACUGAAGGCACAGUCGAGUCCAUACUCUAUGAGUGACCAAAGAAGCACAUGAAGCGCGUGCCAAAU
Aureobasidium pullulans EXF-150 is the source of this 1435-nucleotide messenger RNA. RefSeq names its product GroES-like protein. Gene Ontology annotation, biological process: alcohol metabolic process. NCBI's taxonomy places the organism in Eukaryota, Fungi, Ascomycota, Dothideomycetes, Dothideales, Saccotheciaceae. Bases 16 to 1089 code for a protein of 357 amino acids. The transcript is spliced from 2 exons. The record is from RefSeq and is a predicted model, not a curated record. Gene Ontology annotation, molecular function: zinc ion binding; alcohol dehydrogenase (NADP+) activity.